UGACACAAGCAGGCACGUGCAAUGGCUGCUUAGGUAAACCCACGUGCUGAUAGCAAAAAGUUCCAGGUUGCUAUCGGUCGCGAUAAUAUUUUCACAAGUCUCAGAUUUCUUGGUUGGCAUCAGCUCGACUCCCUCGGUUUAUAUUUACACCUAGACCAAAGACGCAGUAAUGGGUCGCGAAUUACAGAAGAAGAAGAAUCGGUCUUCGAUCUCUAAGGUCAAGCUGAAACCCAAGUCCAAGAAGGUCAAUCCUUUGGGCAAUGCUAUCAUUGCGGCGAACUGGAACCAGAAAGAGACCCUCACUCAGAACUACCGCCGACUUGGCCUCACAUCCCGCCUGAACAGCGAAACUGGCGGCACCGAAAAGCUCAAACCAGGCACUGAAUCCAAAUCGUCAACCUCAAGCAAACUUGCAAUCACAAAUGCCAUCCCAAAGACCUUCACGCCCACCGAAGCUAGAGUAGAGCGGGAUCCCGAAACUGGCAAAAUUAUCCGAGUCAUCCACGCCAAAUCUCGUCCUAAUCCCUUGAAUGAUCCAUUGAACUCGGAAUCCGAAGAUGAAGAAAUGGGAGAGGAAUUUGAAGGAUUCGAGAGCGAGAAGGAAGAGGAGAACGAAAUUGUGAAACAAUUAGAAGAGCAAGCUUCGAUGGGAGCUCCGCCAGCGGAAAGGAAACAAAGUGAUAGAGAAAAAGAAUGGAUUGAGAGGCUGGUGGCAAAAUAUGGAGACGAUUUUGGAAAGAUGGCCAGGGACAGGAGAUUGAAUCCUAUGCAGCAGACGCCCGCAGACAUUAAGAGACGGGUUGGCAAGUGGAAGGCAAAAGGAGGGGUUGUCAGUGUCGAGAAUUGAGGCCUCAAAAGCGUUCUGGGAUGAAGUUUUUUUUGGACUUCUUACUGUGGCUGGAUUUUUGGCGUUGUGGAGAUUCUUGGACCGAAUACAUGACCUUACGGCCCGUACUUGUCAAGAAUGAAGGUUCUUCCCGAGUCCUCCAUCGCAAGUCGGACAUCCUUCUACCCCUCACCUGAGCAUCAGAACCUUAACAGCAUUUUGACUUUCUCCUCAAUCGUCUUAGAACUGGCAAGUGCUGACUCCUUCCCCUCUUCCAUCGUCAUUGUCAGAAAAUCACCUGACUGGAAGAAUCCAUUGCCGAAUAUCGCGUUCUAGAACAGCUUCUUUUCAACCCCACCU
Molecule: messenger RNA, 1186 nt
Organism: Mollisia scopiformis
Lineage: Eukaryota; Fungi; Ascomycota; Leotiomycetes; Helotiales; Mollisiaceae
Product: 60S ribosomal subunit biogenesis protein-like protein Nop16
Exons: 2
Coding region: 170-847 (225 amino acids)
Biological process (GO): ribosomal large subunit biogenesis
Cellular component (GO): nucleolus
Source: RefSeq, a predicted model, not a curated record